Molecule: messenger RNA, 930 nt
Organism: Colletotrichum truncatum
Lineage: Eukaryota; Fungi; Ascomycota; Sordariomycetes; Glomerellales; Glomerellaceae
Source: RefSeq, a predicted model, not a curated record
AUGGUACUUUUCAUUCUUAUCCUUUUUGCCAGCAUUCAACGGCUUGUCGUUGCAACAUGUGACGCUGCGAAUGUUGCGAGGUGGAGUCCUAACCCGGGCGACACUUUUGACAGCGUCCUUCGCCCGCUAGGGAUUGACGCAGCCGCAUUUCGGGAUCUAAACGAGAUGACGGAUGGGAUCAAUCGAAUCGAUUAUGUAUCUACUUACUGCGUUCCCUAUAUCUCAUCGCUCUCAACGAAUUAUUACACUACGUCUGGAUCUCGUUUCUUCUCUCUGCCGACUUCUCCGUCCGGCAAAACCUCAACAGAUCCAAGUCGCCCACAAUCCAUGCCAACAACAGGGGCACUAAUGAGGAGCACUCUGACUGGUAGUGCUCCCUGUGAUACAAACCAAGCACAGAUAUCCCCCAUCACAAACCUGCCUCAAACAUUUGAUUCAACGUCAGCAAGAACGCAGAAUGCCCCGUCAACAAGCACGCCGAGCACGACGUCGAAUCACGAAGCCACACCUACUCUAGAGCUAUCCAAGCGAAGAUGCUGCGCGCAGAAAGUUCGAGAUUCAGGCAUUAUCGAUGACUUCAAAGCACAAGCUAAAGACUUUUGCAAUGAGCACGGUAUCUCUAACUAUUAUUCCGGACCAAAGUCUAAGAAUAGUACCGGAGAUAUAGAAAUGAAAGUCGCAGGGGAGGAAUUUGUCUUUUCUCUUAGCUGGGUUGCUCAAUGCGUUGAUUUUCAGGUGCAAAACGGUCUUCAGCCCGAUAUGCACAACAAAGACAUCACGUGUGAGUCGCUGAUGACGCAGAACAUGAUGGAUUGUGGGGAAAAGACGACAUCUAAUGGAGGUUAUAUUGAUGUUGGCUGCCUUCGGUUCUCAUCUAGAGCCAAAGGGUGGGCGUUAGAUGGUAUAGAACAAGGACAGGUUACAAGAUGA